ACGAAGAAACUGUCUACAGUUUUCAAUUGAAUGGGCUCUUGAAUACCAGUGUGAUACGUAUGAUAUACAACGCUGGCAUAUAAAGUGAACGUGCACUCCCUGCUUUGUAUAUCAUAUCGGUGUUCCCCAUGGCUGGACUAUAAUGUUUUAUUGACUGCUUGUGUGUUACAGACUGAAGGAAUGUACAAUGUGUCACAUGCUAUGUACUUUGUAUUACCUGAGUAGGUGAAUGUAAGAAGUUGAAGAGAUUGAAGACAACGUGAGACAUUCUUCGACAUACACUUGGAUAUACCAGCCCAGUGUACUACACUCUCUUCUCAACUCUCAACAGUGGAUUAUUGUCAAAUAGGUGCUUCAUUUGAAAAGAGUUUUCAGAUUUGAUCCAGGUUCUGCCAGGAUGUUGACUAUGAGAUUGCCAGAUUACCCUCUCGGCGGCUUAACGUCUCACUAUGCACCAACGUAUGACGAGGUGAUCGCGAUGCAGAACCAGUACCGAGAACCACCUCCCUAUCCGGGGCACUCUAAACAACUUUAUAACCAGCAACCAGGUCUUCGUCAGAGUUUUUCUGGCAGUGAGACCAGCACCGAUGUUUCUGUUUCGUCCACCGAGAACCUUGCAACCUCACAGCGCCAGGAGCCCCAAGGGGAGGAGACUCAAACCCAGAACUUAUACAAUCAGCUGGAUCUAAAUGCCACUGACAGUGACUAUAGCAUUCUGGCCCGACUUGGGAUGCCCACCUCCACCUCCGUGGAACUCAAACCCACCCCAGUGCCUGCAUAUUUCAUAACUGGCCCCCCACAGGGCAAGGUGUACACGGCUUACAGUGAGGCCUCGCCCGUGUAUGCAUCGGGUCAACUGACCGUGCCACAGUGGUCACCACAAAUGGUCACCACAACACAGUCACCAGUGUCGGUUUCGAGAAGCGUUGAAUAUAAUCAAAAUCUGAUUUCGACAUACAGGACUAUUCCUCAGUAUGUAAACUCACAAUGGAGUUCUCAGUCUUCUACAGAUCAAGGCAGUCAGUUAAUAUCGUAUCUCUCAAACCUGCCGCCACCGCCGGAAUAUCCAGGCCCGAAAGCACCGCAUACAACAGAGAAACCCGAACUCAGAAAGUCAAAUGAAACCAUGGAAAAAAUAGAACUGACUCGAUCACAGCCUGAUCUGUCAAGACUAUCUGAUUCUCAAAGUAAAGUUGCCAUGCCAGUGUAUGCUAGUGAUCCUAAAUUCUCCACAGCAGGUUUAAGCAGCCACGCUCAGAAUGAGGAGGUCGAUCACCUUGCCAUGGCAGCGCGGACAACGCAGGUCAUCGAGAUGCUGUCAGAGGAAAACAGACGUCUGCGAGAUGAGUUAGAAGUAAACUACAAAAAAGUUUCGAAAUUACAAAAGUUUGAAUUUGAAAUCCAGAAGGUUCAUGAAGCAUAUGAGUCUCUGGUAAAGUCGUCUGAGAAGCGCGAGCGGCUUGAAGCCACGUUAAAGAAACGCUUAGAAGACGAACUGAAGAAAGCCAGAGCAGAAAAUACUGACAUACGAGAAAAAAUGGAGAAGUCAUUAAAAGAGUCACAAAAUCAGAAUCUGAGGUCGGAUAAUGAGAAGGCGGCAGACCUGGGGAAACUGUUGGCUCAGAAAAAGGAUCUGUUGUCUCGAACAGGGCAGGGACAGGAGAAGAAACUGGAUAUUUUAGAAUCCACUUUAUCUAACACCGAAGCCAGACUGGUCCAUCUUGGUCAAGAGUGUUCCACCAAGCAAGGCCACCUGGACAAGAUGGAGCAGAUGCAGAAAUCACUCAUGUCUCUACAGUCGGCCAGCGAGAGGCGGGAACAAAUGGACAGACAACUCCGUGCCAAACUGGAGAAAGAGCUGGACUCACUCCGGGCACAACAGAAGUUGGGAUGGAAGCGAGUUCCAGGUCUAAACAGCGACACAAUGACAGUGAUGAGGCUACAACAGAUGCUCAGUGAGAAGGAGGCAAAGAUCCUCGAGAUGGAGGCGGACAUCGCCAAAUGGGAGCAGCGCUACCUGGAGGAGAGCACGUUGAGGCAGCUCUUGAUGGAGGACAGUGCUGGCACCAAAGAUGUCCGACUUGCAGCCUUGGAGAAGAAUUCUGCAGAAACGGAGAAGCUGAUCGAUGAGGCAAAGUCUGAAAAGCUCAAGCACAUGGAAGAGCUCUACCAGGCCAACCGAAAAGUUGCGGAACUAGAGGCCAGGGUGAAGUCAUUGCAAACGCAGCUAACCGAGAAGGAAGCGACGUUGAAGUUGGUGCAGCGGUCGCCGAUGACUCGCAGCAGCAGCGUCCAUACCAUCUAUUGCUCACCGCUACACUCCCCCCGUCCCUCCAUUAUAUCUACUUCCUCGCUCACUCGUCAGGGGAGUCAGUCGGACUCCUACAGGGACUUUGCUACCAUCAAACACGUCAAGACAGGUAGUGCAAGUGCUAUAGACUCAAGGUCUGCAGUGGAAGAAGAGUUGAGGGAGAAGUUCAAAGAUCUGCAAUCAGAGAGCAAGGAUGAUUCAGAUGAAGAAGGAAAACUGCUGAUGUGGCAAGUUUAACACUUCCUUUCGGCAUUAAUCUCAGCAGAUCUGAAGACGUCAACUUUCGUGGAAUGUGAUUGGAAGAAAUACUAAUCCAGAUGCUGUCUGUUAGCUCUGAUUGGUGGACUGCAAGUGAUUGCUGAAAGUUAUGAUUGGUUGAGAGAAAAACCCAUUGUGAUUGGUUGAUUGAUUAUCAAAUUAUGCAAUAUGACUGCCAAAAUGUUAUAUCAGAUGAAUAGCUUGCAGAAAGUAUGAUUUGAUUGGCUGAAAACAGAAAUCAUUUGAUUGAUUGUGAAAAGGAAUCAUGUGAUUGACUGGAAGAAGGAACCAUUUGAUUGGCUGGAAGAAGGAAUCGUUUUAUUGGUUGGAAGAAGGAACCAUUUGAAUGGAUUGAAGAAGGAAUCAUUUGAAUGGAUUGAAGAAGGAAUCAUCUGAUUGGCCGAAAGAGGGAACCAUUUGAUUGAAGAAGAGGAAUCAUUUGAAUCAUUUGCUUGGCUGUAGAAAACAUCAUGAGACUGAAAUGGGAUGAUGCUCUGUGAGCGACUGUUUGAGAUGUUUGGUGACUUGAUUUGUGUGCUAGGAUUGCCGGCCGUGUUAAUUUAAUGUGUGAAAUUCUUGUGCAAUAUGUUGUGCCAUGGUGCUAUUUAAAACAAAGAGGUCUCAGUUGUUUAUAUUAGUGUCAGAGUCUUCCUUCCACUUGAAGUGUUUUCGCAGCCAGUGUAGCAAACAUGCAAAUAGAAAGAAUUAUUUUUCAAAUGAAGACGAACUUGUUGCCAAAUGAUCUAUUGUCAGUUACAUAAGCAUUAUUUUUACUCAAUAACUUGGAAGUUACAUUCUUUUCUUCAGAGGAGAAUCAUGUUCUCCGUGUUAAACAAAACUGACAUUCCUAUCCCAGUAUUGAAAUACGAGUAGUUCUGCCCAGAUGCACGUGAGGCUUGUUUGCUGCACGUCAACUGUUUUUUCGACAUUUUGAGGAAGGGAGACAACUCAAUCCAGACUUGUACAGUGUCAGACUGUAUCUCUGCUUUGGUCAGAGCAAGAUGUCAGUGUACAAGAAUGCUUGUAGGAUGUGAAAAGACGGGUUGCCAUGGAGACCUGCAAUGUCUGUUGGUAUGGAAUAAUACAAGUCUGGUUUUGAAAUGGCACUUUAGACUGUUUUGUGAUUCAGGGGUUGGUAUGAUUUGUAAAACAAGCAAAUAGUUUUAUUCUUCUGCAAACUUGGCUAAUUAAGUUGGUGUUAAGGUGCAUUUACCCUUUGAGAAUCUAUUUCAUACUGAUUUACUGAAAGGUACAUUGGAUACAACACCAAGUUUUGUUUGUUUAUAUAUAUAUCCCAUGCCUGGAUCACAAGACGAGGGUAGUUAUUUAUUUUUCCACUGCCAUGUACACACUGUAAAUAAAAACAAAUACUGGUUGUGCCGUUAUUAAAAUAUAACCCCAAUAUCUCUUAAUUCAAAUCUGCCAUUUUUUACAUUCAUCGAUAACUAGUUUUUUAUGCAAGAAACGUUUUCAUUUCAUUAUCUGUAUUUUCAAAUCAUGACAUGAAUAAUUCUGUAGAUUCUACCCGGAUAAGGUUUUCGGUAUCUGUUUCUGAAUCUGAAACAAGUUGAAGUCAGAACGGGGGCAUGUUCUCAUGGAUAAUCAACUUUUCAUUACAAUAUUACCAGUGCAUGAGAACAUGUCAUUGUUCGUAAAAACUUCUAAAUUCAAGUGAAAGAUGAUAAAAGUCUGGGUUUUUUUUUAUUAGACUGUUACCAUGGUUACGAUGUAUAUGCAUAAUAUGCUGUUGAAAUGAAGCAGGUUCAUAUUAGAUUGUAAUUUUAAAGACUUGUUCUGUCACUAGUCUCCAAGGUUGUAUCACAGAUGUUGUCUAGUUCCAAGGACUAGUAGGCUAAUGCCUACUUGAAACAUAUCUAGUUAUAACACAUAAAGGAUAUAUAGUUAUAUAGGCUAUCAAGAUAUCAGGAAUACGAAGUUAUAAUGGAUAUGUUAUAACGGAUAUGCAGAACAGUAUACAAUGUUAUUACUGAUAGGAAAUUCUUAAGUGGGAUAUAAGUUAUAAAGGGUGGGUGUUAUAAUGUUAUUCACUGACGGAUACAAAGUUAUGACAUUGGGUAGGACACUGAGUUAUACAGGUAGGAAGUUAUGACGGAUAUGCAGUAGAGGAUAUUAGAUUUAUCAACUGGUAGGUAUAAUGUAGGUAAUGAAGUUCUAAAGGUUCUAACUGAUAUGCUAUAUAAUGUAUCGAGGAUGCACUGUUAAGUUGGAGAUUACGUAAUGUGAAAGAAAUCAGCAGAGGAUGUGAAUUGUACAAAAUAUGACGUUCACCAAUAGGAUUAUAAACCCAAGGUAGGAUUCUGUCCAAAGUCUGAAAUAUAUUGUGCAUAUGGGUCAGAAUUAGAUAUGCUUAACGUUUGCGUUAGUUAUUUUAAUUGUAGCAAGAAUUCCUGGCGAAAAAAAAUUGUAAAGGGGUCAAAAUUUGAUAUGCUUAACUUUUGCAUUAGUUAUUUUAAUUGUAGCAAGAAUUCUUGGUGAAAAAAAUGAAAAUCCUAAAGCAUGAAAAUCAGUAACAGUGAUACAUGUAUCUAUACAGUACGGCCAUCUUAUACAGUAUUGUAAAGUAUAUUUUAUCAUUGUGUGAAAUCUGUUUCCAUUUUGGAGUUUUUGAGAUAUUUGGACCUAAGGUUUUUCUUCAACUGAAACUGUGUGUGAUUCUCUGACGUUUUCUGUGAGUUUUUAGCAACAUAUUUUUGAAGAAAUUCAUGUUAUUUUGACUUUCCCAAAUUGCAUAAUGCUCACAUCUGUUCAUACUGAAGCCUUUCAUUGUUUUAGUUUGGUUCAUGGAUCUUUUAACAUUUUGAUUGAAACUUGAGAAGUAAACAAAGCAGAAUACAAAGUAUUUUAAUGCAGCCAACAGUAAAGAUUUUGUUGACGAUGAAAUGCCUCUGUCAGAUUUUAAGAUUGUAAUAUUUAUGAGGAUACAAACAUGGCCGAUUUUUAAAAAAGCAUUUUUCAUCUAACAAUCCAUAUUAAUCUUUAAGAUGAUAACAUAAAUCCUGUAAGAAGCUUAUUUAAUUUUUAUUAUCUCAAGAGCAAGUUUUUUACUAUUGAAUCCUGUAAACUGAAAAAAAAAUAAUGGGAGGGAGGGACUUGGUCGCGGUCAUCGACAUAAGACAUAUAGCCUCAUGGCUCGGUUUGUAAUGUACAUACAUGCUAUAUCUUCAAUGGAGGGGAGUUCGAUGUUUUGAACUUUAUUAUUUUCACCACAUACACGUGGCGUCAAAAUAAACGGCAGAAAAAUAUAAGCAGCAUUAAUAUGGAUCCUCUUCUGGUGCUGACAGUGAAAAUCAUGGCUGCAGCACCAUUGAUGCCAACAAUUAGGAUCCUUUAGAUGUCAGGUUGUUAUGGCGCCAUGUGGAUCUGAUGACUGUCGUAUAUGCCUGGAGUGUCACCUGUUUCCAUGGUUACCACAUGUUGUGUGUUGUCUCCCUCUGGUAGGGAGCUGGUUCAUCUAUAUAAUCAGGUUCAUGAAGUUCAUAGUCAGUAACUUGCAGGAUGCAGGUUUAUUUUUGCUAAAAAACUGUUUGAUAUUGAAAUUCAACUUCAUUGUUGUGUUCAUGGCUGCUUGAUCUGUUUCCAGUUGAUUGGCAGGAGAGAAGGUUGUUGUGGGCUCCUGACAGCACUUUGGUAUAUUGUGAUUAUUAAAAUUAUUGUUUUUAAUAUUUUAUUAUUAUAAUAUGGCAGUCAGGUCAGUUGGAAGCAGUUCACGGCAGUCAUGAAUAACAAAUAACCAUUGGUUGAUUGUACCACAGAUUGCAUGUCAUUAUUGGCAUAAAAUGAUGAAAAUGAAAAUUAA
This is a messenger RNA of Haliotis rubra (blacklip abalone), 6386 nucleotides long. RefSeq names its product angiomotin-like. NCBI's taxonomy places the organism in Eukaryota, Metazoa, Mollusca, Gastropoda, Lepetellida, Haliotidae. Gene Ontology annotation, biological process: actin cytoskeleton organization; regulation of cell migration. Gene Ontology annotation, cellular component: bicellular tight junction; plasma membrane; cytoplasmic vesicle. The record is from RefSeq and is a predicted model, not a curated record.